AUGUCGUUUAACGUAAACAAACAAAGCAGAUGGUUUACCAUCAGGAGAACAGGAGAACAGGAGAACAGGAGAACAGGAGAACAGGAGAACAAGAGAACAGGAGAACAGGAGAACAGGAGAACAGGAGAACAGGAGAACAGGAGAACAGGAGAACAGGAGAACAGGAGAACAGGAGAACAGGAGAACAGGAGAACAGGAGAACAGGAGAACAGGAGAACAGGAGAACAGGAGAACAGGAGAACAGAACAGGAGAACAGGAGAACAGGAGAACAGGAGAACAGGAGAACAGGAGAACAGGAGAACAGGAGAACAGGAGAACAGGAGAACAGGAGAACAGGAGAACAGGAGAACAGGAGAACAGGAGAACAGAACAGUAGAACAGGAGAACAGAACAGGAGAACAGGAGAACAGAACAGUAGAACAGGAGAACAGAACAGUAGAACAGGAGAACAGGAGAACAGGAGAACAGGAGAACAGGAGAACAGGAGAACAGGAGAACAGGAGAACAGGAGAACAGGAGAACAGGAGAACAGGAGAACAGGAGAACAGGAGAACAGAACAGUAGAACAGGAGAACAGAACAGGAGAACAGGAGAACAGAACAGUAGAACAGGAGAACAGAACAGUAGAACAGGAGAACAGGAGAACAGGAGAACAGGAGAACAGGAGAACAGGAGAACAGGAGAACAGGAGAACAGGAGAACAGGAGAACAGGAGAACAGGAGAACAGGAGAACAGGAGAAUAGGAGAACAGGAGAACAGGAGAACAGGAGAACAGGAGAACAGGGGAACAUAUAAUUUACCAUGA
Diorhabda sublineata is the source of this 807-nucleotide messenger RNA. RefSeq lists its product as uncharacterized. The record is from RefSeq and is a predicted model, not a curated record. The transcript has a single exon. Bases 1 to 807 code for a protein of 268 amino acids. NCBI's taxonomy places the organism in Eukaryota, Metazoa, Arthropoda, Insecta, Coleoptera, Chrysomelidae.